Messenger RNA from Hemibagrus wyckioides, 11842 nucleotides. RefSeq names its product centrosomal protein 350 (gene cep350). Gene Ontology annotation, cellular component: centrosome. NCBI's taxonomy places the organism in Eukaryota, Metazoa, Chordata, Actinopteri, Siluriformes, Bagridae. The transcript has 39 exons. Gene Ontology annotation, molecular function: microtubule binding. Gene Ontology annotation, biological process: microtubule anchoring. The record is from RefSeq and is a predicted model, not a curated record. Bases 224 to 8071 code for a protein of 2615 amino acids.
CGUCACUAACUUCCUGCAAUAGUUGUUUGGAUAAUGGCGGCGCGUCAUCUAACAGCGUUUCUAACCUUUCAUUAAAAACCGGGUAAAUACCCGACAAACAGCAGGAAUCGAGCACAACAAACGCUUCCGACCGGCAGGGUCUGUUUCGGAUGCUGGCACUGGGCUGGAGGUUAGGAAGACAUGGUUCUCUGAGGAAAGCUUCUGUAAGGAGGGUGGAGUAGCGAUGUGGAGUCAAUCAGGAGGAGAGAAACCUCCAGCGAUGGAUCCCUGCAUGGGGGAGUAUGAGCUGUCAUCCGCAUGGAGGAAUCUGAACCAGAGCAAAGCAGCUCUGCGUCACAUUGAAAAUCAGUUGGAGGCGGCAGUUGGUUCGGGAGUGAUCAUCACCUCACUGAACACGGAGAAGACACACCGUCAGAAACGCAGAGGUAGGCGGAGCUCUGACAGUGACGAAGCAGCGGUUAAGCCCUGCCCACGGAGUCAGCGCAGCACUGAUAAGAGCUCUCGGAGCCCGCUGAGGACCAGCACGCAGGACAACACACACACCGCACACAGACCCUCCUCCUCUCCCCCCGAUGCCUCCCUGAGUCGUCAGGUGUACGAUCGAGACUGUCGUCCUCUUCACUCCGCCGACGCAGACGACACUCGCUCCUCAGCACUGGACGCUACCACCGUACGUGUCCUCAAUGACUCUCCUGCUCUGCAGAGGUCAGAGGUCAUGAAGGGGGGGUCGGAGCACAGCCCGGGGUCGGCACGGCUGGAGAAGCUGCGUCAGCGUCAGACGGAUGAGAAGCUGGAGAAGCUGAAGGAGAGGAUCAGGAGGCAGAGAGAGCAGCUGGAGGAGGCAACACAUGGGGGGCGGGAGAGGGUGAUAGGGGCGGAGCAAGGAAACUCCGCCCACCAGCAGGUCGCUAAAGUGCGCAAAGUGGCAGCCGCGCCUCCUGCGCCGAACUAUAAAGGCUUUAACAACAGUGAGGUGAAGAUCCGCUCCUCAGACGGCAGAGUGUGGGGAGAGGACCAGUUUCACUUAAACCCCGAGAUUUUUCUCACAGAGCAAACGAAACACAAACCAGUGGAGAAAGUGAAGCAGCAGCAGGAGAGGAAGCCGAUCAAACCUGUGAGGAAGAUUCACCGAUCUGUGUCCAUUCCCGAACCCAAAACAGCGAUCAGUGUGUCGUCAUGGCGAGAGGGACAGAAAGUAGUGAAGAUGAUGCUGGGGCCGUUGCCGCGGGAACCACGUGCUCAGUCGGAGGGGAGGGAGAGACGGACAGGUGAGUGCAGGACAGAUGCCGCAUCUCGCUCCAGUUCUGUCCCUCGGCCAGAGUCGGGUCACCGCUCAAGACCGAGCAGCACAGAAAAGCCUGCAGUAAACAAGGUCUCCAGAGCAGCAGGAGGCGCCAGAGGCAGAGAACAUCCUCCAGAUCUAUCCUCCAGGCCACCGGUGAGCACCAGAGUGCGAGAAAGUGCAGUGACUCAGACAUCCAGGCCACAAGGGGGAGCUGGCGCUCUGUCUGCCAGUCUAGAACUCCUUCCUGCUGACAUUCGCGGUAUCUUAGAUGAUCUUCAUCUGGAAGACGGCACCAGGUCACGUGACGCAGGCCGAGUUGGCUGGAAGAGGGCAGGACCGAGCCCACUGAAACCACGCCCUGAGAGCACGGAGAGGGCGCUGCCACGGAAACGGCACUACGACGCAGACGCGGUGCGGCGCUACAUCGCUAAACAGCAGGAGGAGAGGAAAAGGAAGCAGGUGGAGGAGAGGCGGAGUCAGCGGGAGGAACAAGAGAGGCGGAGUCAGAGACUGCAAGAACUGUACAAGAAACAACGUGAGGGCGUCGCCAAGCAGCAAGUCCCGCCCCCUAAUCUCAUAAACCCUCGUCUGCAAGAGACGUACACCAAGAUACUCCUGGAACACACGCUGCAAGGGACACGGCCGGUGUAUCAGCCGUCUGGAGAAUCAGAUAAAGAGAACAAGAGACUCGAACAACUCAGUCCUUCCACCAGUGAGCUCUCGGAACACACACCGUCUCCACUCUGCAGGGCUGAUUUGGCACCCCCUGCUGGUCAGUUCUUCUCUCAUCUUCUCAGUCUGGAGCCAGAGUGUGUAAACUCCACUACACACCUGCGAGACACACACACUGUGGACACACAUCAGGUGAGGACAGGCCACGCAGACACACACACCACAAGCAGGCUGAACCGUAUGGAGGCCCUGAAGGCCUGCGCUGCCUCUCUGUCCAGCCGAAUAGAAAACGAAGCACGAAAACUGGUCUCCUACAGAAACAACGAUGAUGACGACGACCACGCCCACCGGGUCAAACCACCGAGUCCUCCGGAGAGAGAGCAACCUGAUUCUAGCUCGAGGAUCCACAAUGAUGUGAAAGAACUUCCUGGUGUCGGAAACCUGUACAGCUUCAUCACCCAGGAGGGGUGGGGUGAGACUGUGAAACCCCGCCCACUCCCUGCCAGCACUGCCCUCCUUUUUUCUGUGCAGGAGGAGAAGCAUGACUCAAGCGGAGGCUCCAUCAGUGAGGGCUUGCUGAGCGACGGCAGUCUGUCUGAUCCUGGCGAUGAUUCUGCAGCUCGUCACGACCGCAUCGCUCUGUUCCAAAAAGAGGCAGAGCUCCACACGCCAUAUAGGCCUGUGGUGACAUCACAGCCAUGGGAGGAGCUUAGCAAGGGCAGCCCUCACAGCGUCAUCAAUAUAUUCGCCAAAAACAUAAACAAAUACAGCAACGUGAUGGACACAGAAGUGGACAGAUCUCCACCUGCCCUCCGUUCCUCUGCGUCUGCUCACAGCUUAGCAAACGGCGUCACCUACGAAGACGACUUCGUUUCAUCCCGCAGCAGUAGCCAAUCGGCAUCGAAGAGAACUACUAAUGGCAUCAGUAACAGCCGGAGCUCUGCAGCAGGGGAUGAGAAGAGAGAGAACGACAGAUUUUCUCACUCUUCUGCCUCCACCCCUAUGACCUCACCUUCCUCCACCCACUCCAUCAGCAAGAGAGGGUCAGAAAAGCGUUUGGAGCGCACCCUGGUGGACGCACGAAGAAGCGUGUCUUCGUUCGCCUCUGAGUCUCAGAGGAGUGACCGGAAGAAGAGUGACUCACCUCGAGGCUCUCGCAGGAGCGCUGAUGGUACACUAGGGGGUGCUUCAGUGCAGUCCAGCCACAGCGUGGUGUCCGAGAUUCCACAGUUUCCCAGAAGCCCUGCUGACUCUCCCAGAAUCUCCGGCUCCUCUGCAUCCAGUCCUGCGUCUGCCAGAGACUCCACCCCCAGAGCCGGAACAGGGGUUACCCACAGUGUAGGCCCUGCCCCCGAACCCACCCACAACACAACAGAGCUCCAUUUUGCCCCGGUCGUCCUGCAGCAGCGUCUGAGCGCUGAGCUGAACUUCCUGGAUGCGGUGGAGGAGUCAGUGAGACAGCUGAGCGAUGUGGAGAGAGUGCGAGCUGUCUCUCUCUCUCAGCAGGAGAGUGUCUCACUCGCUCAGAUCAUCAAGGCUCAGCAGCAGAGGCAGGAGCGAGAGCUGCAGCUGCUAAAGCUGAAAGCGGAACAGGAAGCGCUGGAGGCUCAGAGACACGUCCAGGAGAGCCGAGAGAGAGCAGCACAGGCCCAUGCAGAUCUGUGUGUGAAUCUGGUUCAGUCCCAUCAGAAGGCUCUCAUGGAGCUGCAGGAGAACAGCAGCAAGAUGAUCCACCAACACACCGAGACGGCUCAACACCUCCGAGAGAUGACGGAGAUGACUCGUUCUCGGAUGCUUAAUGUUUCCACCAUCACACCUGUGAGGCAGCCACACCCACAAACAGACAGUAGUAGAAGUGAAGUCUCACCAGAGCAAACACCAACAGCGAACACUCCACAGAGCAGCCUGGCCGAGUCUGAGUCCUUCAGGAUCCAUACUGCCAGCAGUGUGAGACAGAGCGAUGGAGGGGGCGUGGACAGGAGCAGCUUGGUGGACGAGGAAGUGAACAACGCCGCUGAUGACUCUCUCCAAACCGACAGAGACAGCGCCUCAGUCAAUUACUCUUUGAAGUUUGAUGAGUCAGUGACCGAGGAUGAGCUGGAGAAGUCGUUCCGCUCUGUGCUUCCGUCCGAGUCUCACUGGAGGGGAUCCGUGGAGAGGAAACGGCAAUCGGACGAGGAACCCCAUGCUGAGAAAUCAUCUACCAAGGACGGCAGUGUCCCGGUGUUCUCUGGUGAUCAGUACAGCUUCUCAGAGUUCACCAUGGCGAUGGUGAAGCAGUGCAUGCAGGAAGAGGAAGUUCGCUCUCAGCACCAGAGUUCCCUCCUGCGCCUCCGGCACCGAGCCCUCAAGGAAAAAACCAGAGCCGAGCUGGAAUGGCUCGAGCUACAAAAGAGGCAUCUGCGUGAUAAGGGAGAGGAUGAUAAAAUGCCUCCGAUUCGCAAAAAACAGCGAGGCCUGCUGCUCAAACUACAACAGGAGCAGGCAGAGAUCAGGAGGCUGCAGGAGGUGAACCGGGCUGCACGGAGGGAGAGGAAACUGCUGCUGAAACAGCAAGAGGAAAUCGAGAGGAUCCAACACACAACACUGAAACUGAGGGAGAAACUCAGGAACGCUGGAGAUACAAACCAGAGGUCACCUGUGUCAGGUGUGAGUGGGGAUUUGGCCCCUCCCACCGAGCUGGAUGUGGAGUUUCGUAGCCCCUCCCCUUUAUCUGUGUCAGGGAGUGAGACUAGCAGCAUAUUGAAGAAACUGAAGAAGAUGAACUAUCACACAGAUGAGAGAUUUCUUACUCAGCGUGAGCUGCGAUUGGUACAUUGGCGGCAGCAGGUGGAGGCGGAGCUCAGACGUACGGAUGGGGCGGAGCCUCAGUGGAAGGGGCGGGCACUGUCAGACCGUCACAUGCAGCUGAAACACAGCACAGAUGAGCUGCAGAGAGACAGGCAGGAGGAGAGGAAGACUGGGCGAGAAGUGUGCAGUGAGGGGGACUCGUCAUCUGUGCUGUCCGUCUCCAGCAUACACACAGUACAGGAGUGUGAGAACACACACAGCCAUGAGUCUCCCCUGGUUCCUGCAAGUUCCAGCAGUAAAUCACACAGCAACACCAGGAAGCGGGACCUCCCUUCAUCAGCUCCUACAUCUGAGGCGGCAUCGGAUCAGAGUGACAUUGAGGGGCGUGUCUUGGCUCUGAGGGCGGAGCUUCGUCGGCGUAAAGCUGAAGUGCAGCGUCUGAAGAAGGAGCAGAGACUGAGACACAAAGAGCGACUAAAAGCUCAGGAGGCCAGCCUGCUCAAACAGCUAGAGUCCUACAACACUUUCAUUCAGAAGACCAAAGCUGAGUUGAGUAAAGCAGAUGCUGGCACUUCGGCUAAACCCCAGAUCAAAACUCCAACGUCGAGCUCGCACAAGUCCAGAACCGAAACCUCCACACCGGACAGGUCUGAAACUGAGAAGAGUUUCACAGAAAAGAGUCACGAGUCCGAAUCGGAGAAAUCGGACAGGACACAAACAGAGUCUCCAGUGCUGACCGAUGAAGAUCCUCCCACCGUGACCCCGACCCCAGUGUUAGGAAGCCCCAACUACCUGAGUCCUCCUGAACCUCAGCACAACGACCACACCCGACCCGAAAGCUCCACCAGGCCGGAAACGUACGCCUCGGACCAACAGAGUAUAGCCUCCAGCCCGAGGUCGGAGGUCAUCGAGGAGCUGGAAUCUCCGAGGUCGAAUCUGUCACGGUCGGAACACUCAUACCCGGCGCUCAAUCUGAAAAUCCAGGACGCGAGAGAGGAUUUCUUUAAGAAUGACACAGAAAUCGCUCUCGCAGUAAAAGUCAGCCUUGAAGAAGAGGAACAUGUGAACAGUUCUGAAGAUAUUAAACCCUCACUCUCGACUAAGCCAGAACCAGAAGAACUCAAACAUCCAGAGAUUCCCUCACCCUCGGACGUCUCUCACGCCCCGGACGCUUCCCAGAUGAAGGAAGACUCUGAGCACAAACCCACCGUGUCUCCAUCGGUCGACAGCUACAAAGAUGAUUUCGAAUCAGCGAUUCAGGAGGAACCUCGAACUCAAUCACCUUCUUCCGAAGAUUCAGAGGAGGAAUCCUACAGGUUCUCCUUCAGUAGUGAGGAGGACAUCGAGGAGGACAAUAGCGUCAAAUCAGGUAAUAUCAGCGUUACCCUCGAGCAGGAAAGACCUUUGGAUCUCGUCGUCCUGGGAAAGCGUACAAAAGAAAGUGUUGAUGAUAUUCCCAGAGCUCCAAAGUCUCCAGAGGAUGAAAUGCCCGAUUACGAGAUUGGGGAUCGGGUUCUGGUGAGCAACGUGCAGCCAGGCACUCUAAGGUUCAAAGGACCCACCAGAUUCACGACCGGAUUCUGGGCUGGAGUGGAGCUGGACAUAUCCGAAGGAAGCAACAACGGCACCUAUGACGGCGUCGUUUACUUCCAGUGCAAAGACAAACACGGGAUAUUUGCUCCUCCCGAUAGGAUCUCUCAUUUAUCCGAAACUGUUGAAGGUCGCACCAGAACCUCAGAGGCGGAAGAUUCCUCAUUUGACGAUCGGUCAAAUAAAGUGGAGAAGACGGACAAGUCUGACAGCACGCUUCAGAAAAAAGCAGAUCCAGUUCCACCUUCUGAGACCGAAGAACCGUGUGAGAAAAGUCGUGAUGUGGAAUCAAAGCCUUCUUCAGUUAUCAAAGACUUGAAGAUCGAUCCUGCUGCUGUUGAUGGUGAGAUCUUUGAGGACCUUAAUGGAGGAAAUCAUCCUGUGUCACUUGAGAGGCUCGGAGACAUCGUCCUGGAAUUUAAAGAUGUCUCAAAAGUCGAGGAAGUUCAGGAAGAUCAAACACCAGACAUACUGGACCUGCUGAUCCGUGGAGAGACAUCCACUGCAACAGAGGACCUCCAGAAACCUUUAGAAGUUCCUCCUGAGAAGACGAGCGAGGAUGGCGGGGUCGGAUCGCUCGUGCCGGAGAGCAAACCUCUCACCACUCUGGCCGAUACGCUCAUGGAACGCUUCAUGAGCGAUGCCCUGAAACAGUUUCAGCAAAUCAAGAAAGUGAAGGAGCAGAAAAUCUCAGCUGCUAAUCAACUCGUCUUCCUCGGUGAGGAUGAAGAAUUCUGUGGGAACGACGAGUUCCAGCUCAGAACUUCAUCCGUCAGCAAGACGGACAGGGAAAGCUUCCAGAGUGUCUUCGACAAGGACCAAGAGGAAGUGUCUUCUCCUGAGCUUUGCAACCGAAUGGAGAGCCCAGUCCUGGGUCAGGAGGAGCUGGUCCAGCGUUUAGAGGAGCUGGAGCUGAAUCGUGAGUUCCUACACGUGCUCGGAGACGAGCCGGACUGGUUCGACGAGGACUUCGGCCUCAGCUCCCGCAAACACGCGCAGCACAAGAAUAAACUCCGGCAGGACGAGCUCACGUCCACGUCCGCGGCUAAGCUCCCGCACGUCCGGCAGCAGGAGGAGGCGGCGGUGGCGGCCAUGUUGGUCCCUCACAAGGCUGGCGAGGUGGAGAAGCUGGUGAGCGACGCCCUGCUGGAGAUCUGGAGCGGCUGUGGGAUGGAGCGCGGUCAUCAGAGUCUGACAGCGAUGUCCAAACCCCAGGCUUCAGAAACGUUGCUGGGGGGUCAGAACAGUGAGCAGUGUGUACGCAGCUACAAACAGGCGGUGUUUGACCUGGCGUGGGAGCUCAUGCAGGAAAUCUACGCUGAAGAUCCCAACACCAACCAGCCUCUGUGGAUCAAACCACGCCGACUUCAUUCACCAUACAUCCACAGAAUAGACGACCCCACUGACCUCACUAAAGUCCAGGAUUUUUCUGUUUGUAAAUUGCAGGCGUUUGUCACCAGUGAGGUUCUGAAGCUGUACGGUCUGAAUAAAGAGCAGAACCACAGAACUGACUGGCAGAAGAUGCUUAAGUUCGGCCGAAAGAAGAGAGACAGAGUCGACCACAUCCUGGUGCAGGAGCUCCAUGAGGAAGAGGCUCUGUGGGUGAACUACGAUGAAGAUGAGCUGCUGGUGAAGAUGCAGUUGGCCGACGGGAUCCUGGACACGCUGCUGAAGGACACGGUGGACGUUCUCACCACCAUCCACGAGAGGAGGUCCACACGGGCCCUGUCCUGAUCCUCCUGCACACAUCUCCCAGCCACUACGCCCGUCACACACACACCCUGCUCUGUCGUUUAGGACGGAACCAGGAAUACCGGCUUCUCUGAGGGAUCUAGAUGGGUCAUGUCCCAAUUCUGCUGCUCAGAUCUCCUGUCGCUUUCUUUGAAAAUCUCCUUACAUUUGGGACAGAACCGCACCCCCACCCCUCACUCGUCUGUGUAACUGUACCAUUUCUCCUACAUGCUGGAUUUUUAAUUUAUUUGUAAAGAAAAAAACAUUUUUAAAAAUAGUGUGAAAAUGUGUAAAGAGAUGAUGAUGAUGAUGAUUUAAGCGUGCGUAUACGCGUCUAAGCACAUGCAGAACCUAGAGGAACCUAGCAAAAGGGGAUUUAGAGAUUAAAAUUCAAAACAAUAAAUGGAUCUAUAAACUGUGUUUUUUUAAAUAAAGAGAUUUAAUGAUCAGAACCUAAAGAUAACGAGUGCAUGAUGAGAGAUUAGCGCUUUUAUUCUCCCCCUCUUUCCCGUCUGCCUUUACCGAACCUCCAUAUUAAGUGCCUCACGGUUUAGGCUCCCUCCCUAGGGAGGAACCGUUUUAAGCCUUCCUCUCGCGUGUCAAGUCGAGACGCCUUUUUAAACUCUGAGCUCUUGAACCUGCAUCCGUUUCUGCCUUACAGCUGGAUUAUAAAGCAGAGGAGUGUGCACUUAAUAGUGUGCACUCAGGAGCGUAUCCACCUCAGUGGGACAUAUUCUUGCCACACACUUGGUCUUCUCCGAGUUUGGAAUGGUCCGUGUCCCGAUUGCGCUGCUCACUGUCCCACACUCAGUAGGGAACCUCCUCACCUACAUUUGGAACAAAACCUCGAUGUUUAUUUGAGUGUCCUAAACCUGUACCUUUUCGAUUUGUUUUUUCUGCAUUAAAGACGAUCGCUUAUCUUUUAAGGGAUCCGGGCGGGUUGUGUCCCGAUUCUGCUGCUCAUCCCGAUUCCCUAUGUCUCAUCUGGUACCAAACCUCCCUACAUUCUGCAUUAAGGACAGAACCGAAUCCUCUAUGAGGUUAAAAGUGGCCCCGUCCUGAUUCUGCCAGUCUGACUCCACUUGCACACUCAGUAGGGAUUUUUUAGGACGGGGGGGGAGUCCUACUUCAGGACUUCCCCCAGUAAGGGUCAUUUAAAUCCAGCUUCUGCAUUUAGGACAGAACUAUUUUUUUCUUACAGAUUAUAAAUUCCUGGUUCUUGCAUCACACACACGGUUUUCACUCUACCUCUAUCAGAGAAAAGGCAUCUCGUGAUCAGACUCUUUCCUACGCUGAUAACCAGUUUUUAUGAUAGUUGUAGAAUUUAAUCAUGAUCUUGUGAUGAAGUAAUCAUUCCUCAUGCCGCUGUGUUCCUCUCACGCCGAGCAGGAUUAUGGGAUUGCAAGAGCGAUGUACACAUGGAACGCUCCUUCAGCUCUGUCCGAGAUAAGGGCUCUAACACGACAGCGGCCUCCGUGUUGCCUUCUGAAGAGACUCUCAGUAAGGCUCCUCCCUACAGCCUGCGUUUAGGACAAAACCCAAACCCGGUGCGAUUGAAACUCGAGCGGUAAAACUCCGCCUCCUGAGCAGUCUGCUUCCUGUUCCGAAGCUUCCACCGUAACAGAGUCUUACGUGAUGAAAUAUCGUGAUGUAUAGAGUGAGUUCGGAUGGUAAAUCGCUCUGCCUCUUGGAAAGGUCUCGUUUUCCAUAGACAGGGUGCGAGUCGGAGACGGGGAGGACGCAGCUUGGUUUGUGCACAUGUACAUAUUGAACCUGAACAACUGUUUAAAAUUGUAAAUAAAGCUCUGAAAUAUUCAAAGUAAAUUUGUGGUUUCUACCAUGCUCACACAUCUUGGACCACAGAGCCUCUGAGUUCUGGACUCUGAUUGGUCAGAAAGUUUAAUCCUCUCUAACAGCAGCAGAGGUAUACAGCGGGUAAAAUAAGCAUUAAACCCGUCACCAUUUUUCUCAGUAAAUAUAUUUUUUCUAAAGGUGUUACUGACAUGAAAUCUUCACUGGGUGUUUUUAAUGACGCAUGCAAUCCAAACAUGCAAAGAAAUCAAACCAUAGAUGUCCAGAAGUUAAGUGAUGUGUAAUGAUGUGAAAUAACACCGGGACAAAGUACUGAACACAUGAAGAAAGGGAGGUGCAAAAAGGCAUGGAAAGCCAAGACCCCAGCUGAAAUCAAUCAGUAAUUAGAAAGCAGUCCUGCCUGCUGGUCAGUGCACAUUAUUAUCAGCUGCUUCAGUCCCAACUGAUGGCCUAGAAAAAGGUGUCUCAUUACCAAGGCGUCACACAAGAAACAUCUCAUGAUGGGUCAAAGCUAAGAGCUCUCUCAAAACCUUCACAGUUGCAGAACAUACUGAUGGCAUCCAGACUUGGAAAGAACAUCAUUUCACCAUAAACCGGCCACGCCCAGGUGCUCCUCACAUGAUUUCUGACCGAGGAGUGAAGAGAAUGAUCAGAAGAGUUGUCCAUGAGCCAAGGAGCACUUGUGGAGAGCUUCAGAAACACCUGGAACUAGCAGGUUCAAAGAAAACAACCACCAUGGCCUGUAUGAGCGCUAACCACGCAAGACUCCACUGCUGAAGAAAAAGCAAGCUGAAGAUUGUUUAAAGUUUGCUGCACAACGCCUGUGAAAUACUGGGAGAAUAUACACAGACCAGGCAUAACAUUAUGACCACCUGCCUAAUAUUGUGUUGGUCCGAUGCCCAAACAGCCCUGACCCGUCCUGCACUGUGUAUUCUGACCCCUUUCUAUCAGAACCAGCAUUAACUUCUUCAGCAGUUGGAUCAACAGUAGCUCGUCUGUUGGAUCGGAUCACACGGUCCAGCCUUCUCUCCCCACGUGCAUCAAUGAGCCUUGACCGUCCAUGACCCUGUCACCGGUUCACCACUGUUCCUUCCUUGGACCACUUUUGAUAGAUACUGACCACUGCAGACCGGGAACACCCCACAAGAGCUGCAGCCAUCACAAUUUGGCCCUUUUGGUCAAACUCACUCAAAUCCUUACACUUGUCCAUUUUUCCUGCUUCUAACAUUGAGGACAAAAUGUUCACUUGCUGCCUAAUAUAUCCCACCCACUGACAGGAGCCAUGAUGAGGAGAUACUCAGUCUUAUUCACUUCACCAGUCACUGGUCACAGUGUUACGCUUGAUUGGUGUUGUCUAGUCAGAUGAGACCAAAAUGGAACUCUCUGGAUGCCAUGUUUGGAGGAGAAAUGGCGCUGCACAUCACCCCAAAAACACCAGACCAACAGUGAAGUUUGAUUGAUGCCGUGUAAGAGGAAUAAAACACUUGUGUGAUUAUACAGUAACCCUGCUUCAUCACAUCACCAUGUAGUUUCACUAAAACACACACAUACACACACACACACACACACACACACACAUACACACACACACACAUAUACACACACACACGUGUUUAUCUGCUCAAAUUCUCUAAAAGUUUUCUCAAACAUCUCAACUAUACAGAUAAUUUGUAUGAUGAACUUCCGGUCCUCAGACAGCUGGCCAGCAGAGGGCGCUUUUCAGUUCCAUCACCACAUGAUGUCUUUGACGCUUGUGGUUGAAUUCUACAACAUAUCAAUUUUCCAUCUAGAAGUCUUUCUCACGUUCGGAUCGUGAAGUCAUUCAUUCCAGCCGAGUGAAACAGACGCUGGUCUUCAGCUCAACCUCCUGUCCGAUGAUCAGCUGUACAGAUGUUUAGCUCCAUUUCUGUAAAGUUUUAUGUUUCAGGUUGGAUUGUCCUGCACCAGUUCCUCCAGAAGCUC